AUGACGGAACUGUUGGCCCAAUCGGGGGUCAAACACAACCGCAUUAUAGGCGUCGACAUCGACCCCGAAAUGACUGCAUUCGCCCAACAGAACCACAAAUCCGUUGAUUCCGUGGAGUAUUGGACACAAGACAUGAGCCUAUCGUGGGAUGAGUUGACGCCCCGCGUGAGGGAACUGGAGGGCAGAGUAUCACUCAUUGUCUCCAAUAUAGCUCUCCAAGGGAUCAAAAAUAAAAGUCAAUUAAUGGCUGUUUUAUGCAAACUGUUGGCUACGGAGGGAGUAAUUGUCGCUCACAUCGAACCCGGCAUAUUGUUUGAAUUGAUCUCAACUGUGAGUCACAAAUUGGACCCAGGUGCAUAUCUACAGGAUGUCACCCUAUGGAGGGACGUGUGUUUAGCCGAGGGAUUGUCAGUGCAAACGUGCGAUUUAUUUGAAAUGGUUGUCCGCCUCACAAAGAAACAAGCGUUAGAGACACUGUUUAUUAGGCCUGGCCGACUCUACCCGGAGACGACACCCGCCUAUCGAUUGCGACGGAACCUGAGGUUCGACCGAAUGGUGCGCCCGAACGCCGAACACCCGAACCCUCGCGCGUGGGAUGAGAUGGUGGCCGACGAAUCGCUCCGGGAAUUGGAUUUUUACAAACAAUUCGUGCGAAUGUAUUGCCAAAAGAAAUGAAUGCCUUUCCCAUGAAAUACUAUUUUAAUGAUUAGUAUUUGGGUUAAAUUCUUAUAAUCAAUAAUCAGGAC
Molecule: messenger RNA, 746 nt
Organism: Oppiella nova
Lineage: Eukaryota; Metazoa; Arthropoda; Arachnida; Sarcoptiformes; Oppiidae
Source: the annotation of a GenBank genome assembly